This is a messenger RNA of Mycena citricolor, 728 nucleotides long. NCBI's taxonomy places the organism in Eukaryota, Fungi, Basidiomycota, Agaricomycetes, Agaricales, Mycenaceae. The record is from the annotation of a GenBank genome assembly.
CACUGGCGUUCUGCUGUGCGGAGAAGUUUUGGGCAAUGAUAUCGAAGGUUGUGGUCUGCGCAAUGAUGGGGACCGCAAAUCGCUGGGCGAAAUGCCAGGUGCGGGGGCUCCCGGAUGCGUUAUCGUCGAACGGCGACGCGCCGACGUAGGCGCUAUCAACGAACAGCUGAAACGCGCUGUCCGCUGUCACCAACAACGUUGCGUUGGCGGGCGUUUUCCCAUCCGGGGCCACGAGCGUCUUACGGAAUCCCACGAAACCCGCGGACGCGUUGCCCGAGUUCCAGAUCCACGACGCUUGCCCGGUCAGGUUCUGCACCCCGAACGCCGGGGAAGGGAGGAGCGAGGUAUUUCCCCACGACCCGACGGUGUUCCACAGUCCCGCGACGCUGACGUUGGACCAUCCAAUCCCGCUGGUCAGCAAACCCACUUGAUCCGCAGACGGCAGCGGGAAACCGACGGGGUACGUCGAGGCCGACUGCGUGUUAUUCGGGCCCGCACCAAGCCAAGUUCCGUCCGUGCCGAAUACUUCGGUAGACCCGUCCGUGUAGCGGACUUGAACCGCCGCGAUGAGGCCUGCGGCGUUAUUCUUCGUAUUGAAGGGCCGGAAGGCGUUCACCCCCAUCACGCUGAUGAUGUUGUCCGACGCGUUGAGCGCGGCGCUGAACUGGAACGCCGUCUUCCAUCUCCCGUCGCCCGGAGGCGACGCGCCGACGGGCUGCCCGUUGCAC